AUGAAGAGGCUGGAAAGGCAUAUGGUCAGGGGACCAAUGCACAGGCAUUUUGAUUUGGAGAGGAAGACAGCCAAGCAAGCUGAAGCUAGACUCAGCCAAAGCCUGCAGAGACUGGAGGCCAUCUGCCUCUACCACAUGAAACUGCUGACCCGAGAGCAGAGACAACUCCAGAGAGACCUGCAGAGGCUGCAGCAAGCAGAACUUAUCAAGAAAAAGUUCUCCUCCUACCUUGCGGAUGGGCUCCAGGGGAGACCAGAUGCCCUCCAGUUCUCACUCCAGGGUGAGCAGAAGCACAGAGUCCUACAGCCUAAUAAAUUUAGAUCAUUGGCAAUCAACAUACCCCAAGAAAUAUAUAAAAGCAAGUCCCUGAUGCUUCAACUCCAUCAUACUGGCCCCAUGAGAAGCAAAGAGCAGUUGCUAUUUCAGAAUUACAGAGCGGCUAACCUCACUGAAAAGAAGCCACCAGAUCAGGAGAACAAGUCUAAAAAUCCACCUGAGGGUAUUGACUCCUGCAAGAGCCUCUCAAUCCCAGAUCAAGAUCUCUCCAACAACACCACAGACAUCAAUCCUGGCUCCAGUCCCAUAGAUGAUAGUAUAAUAGCACAAGGUGAUGAAAGCAUAUCUACAGAUGGCUAUCUACAGACUGACCAGGAUACUGGGGAAGAAAUCUCUCCAAGUCCCAUGGGAUGUACAGGAAACAUCAAUGAAGAAGCUACAAGGUCAAACUACUUAGAGUUGUUUGCAAAGGUCAAAAAUGCACACUAUCUCCGGCACAGAGUCCCCCCUGAGUCUGAGAGAUUACUUAGCAUUGGGGAGAUAUUUGGACAUGAGAAAUCUUUACCUUGGCAGGAAGGCAAGGAGUGUGAGAAUAAGCCGACCACUUCCUCUCCAACCAUCUAA
Elephantulus edwardii (Cape elephant shrew) is the source of this 900-nucleotide messenger RNA. It is a transcript of the gene CCDC190, whose product is annotated as chromosome unknown open reading frame, human C1orf110. Bases 1 to 900 code for a protein of 299 amino acids. The transcript has 3 exons. Lineage: Eukaryota; Metazoa; Chordata; Mammalia; Macroscelidea; Macroscelididae. The record is from RefSeq and is a predicted model, not a curated record.